Fundulus heteroclitus (mummichog) is the source of this 2130-nucleotide messenger RNA. Its product is annotated as opsin-1, short-wave-sensitive 1-like. Gene Ontology annotation, biological process: G protein-coupled receptor signaling pathway; visual perception. NCBI's taxonomy places the organism in Eukaryota, Metazoa, Chordata, Actinopteri, Cyprinodontiformes, Fundulidae. Gene Ontology annotation, molecular function: G protein-coupled receptor activity. The record is from RefSeq and is a predicted model, not a curated record. The coding region runs from base 118 to 1110 and encodes 330 amino acids. Gene Ontology annotation, cellular component: photoreceptor outer segment; membrane. The transcript is spliced from 4 exons.
GCUCCUCUCAACUACAUCUUGGUCAACAUCUCCUUCGCUGGCUUCAUCUUCGUCACCUUCUCCGUCAGCCAGGUGUUCGUCUGCAGCGCCAGGGGCUACUACUUCCUGGGUUACACCAUGUGUGCCUUGGAAGCUGCCAUGGGCGCCGUAGCAGGCCUGGUGACGUCCUGGUCGCUGGCUAUGCUUUCCCUUGAGAGGUACCUGGUCAUCUGCAAACCCUUUGGAGCGUUCAAGUUCGGCAGCUCUCACGCCGCCGGCGCCGUGGUCUUCACCUGGUUCAUGGGGGUGGGCUGCGCCUCCCCGCCUUUCUUCGGCUGGAGCAGGUACAUCCCCGAAGGGCUGGGCUGCGCCUGUGGACCCGACUGGUACACCAACGACCAGGAGCUGGGCACCACCAGCUACAUGUACUUCCUGCUGAUCACCUGCUUCUGCAUGCCUUUGUCCAUCAUCAUCUUCUCCUACUCCCAGCUGCUGGGAGCCCUGAGAGCCGUUGCAGCCCAGCAGGCGGAGUCUGCGUCCACCCAGAAGGCUGAGAAGGAGGUGUCCAGGAUGAUCAUCGUCAUGGUGGGCUCCUUCGUCACCUGCUACGCCCCGUAUUCCUUGACGGGUCUCUGGUUCGCCAACUCUCCAGAGGUCAACAAGGACUAUCGGCUUGUCACCAUCCCAGCGUUCUUCUCCAAGAGCUCCUGUGUCUACAACCCGCUCAUCUACGCCUUCAUGAACAAACAGGUGAGGACAAACGCCCCGUCCUUACCUGAUCCAGAGGGACUUCCCCAAAGGACUUUUGAAGAGCCGAGAUUGGAGGAUCCACAGGAAACACCAACGUCUAAACAGUUUUUAUGUGAGACAGCAGAGGAUGAUUUGUUUAAAGUAUUAGUUUGUCCUAAGUUCUGCAAAAGGAAUCAGUGCGUCCUGUCUGAGCUAAAAGGUUUGACCCGCAUGCAGAAACCACUCAGAGACGUUAGAAAGUUGGGACAUUUAUUAAGGAAACACACAGGAUCUGUUUGUCUGAGGAGAGACGUUAGCUCCAACAGUGGAUCAAAGCUUCUGAGUAAAUGUGGAGCUGGCUUACGGGUUCUGGCAGAGCUGGCAGUGCUGUGCCGUGGUUAGCUGACCACUGACGUUUAGCAGGGUUUCAGGCAGGGACUCACAGGAGGAAGGAGCUGUGGAGGACGACCUGAGGCAGAUGUUCUUCUGGGACGUUAUGGAGAACUUAGAGCGUUCCCAAGCGCUGACCUGAUCAAAUGCAGAGGACAGAAAUGCGUGACAUGAACUCAGACACUGAACGUUUGGCUCCUGUCAGUAUAAGAGGACCGGAGGCCGUCAUGCAGCCAUCCAAACCCAGGCGGGGGACGAGGAGGUUGCUCUGCAGGGUGACAGCAGCUGACUUGGUGCCGCUCUGAACCGUCACUGGAGGCAGAGACAACCAUGGCUCCACCAGCCCUCUCUCACUGCAGACUGUGUGGGUUCAAGCUCCGUUUAAAGCAGCAAACCAACGGUUUAUACUUAGGAAACAAUCAGUAUUAAUAUCCACCAUGGAAACAAUAACAUAGAACUUUAUUUCUUUCAGUUUUUCAUCAAAGCUGUGGGUGUUUAAAACCUGCUUUCUGCCAGAAGCAGCUCUGCAUCAGGGAGACCAGGCUGGAGGAAAGCGCCUGGCUCAGGAACCGCUGCCACAUCCAGGAUGACCACAGGAGGCAGAGGUGGUGGCAUCCAGCAGCUGCUGGAGGGGCUGCCCUGCCGCAGGAGGCCAGACCCACCGGGCUUGAUGGAAAAGCACCAUGGCUCUGAUCCAACCGGGUCCAGACCGGGUCCAGGAGCUAGAACUGUCUGCGACGGUCCAGUCAGCCUGGUUCCUAGACUUGAACGUGACAGACUGUCCUUUCUUCUCCUUAGGAUGCAAACGCACCAGCCAGAAUAAACAUGUUGGGCUGGAAUGACCUCAGCGCUGACCAGAACCAAGCUGGAGGUAAAGAACUGGAUCAGAACCUGGAGAACGUUUCUCCUCCUGAGUUUAAAAAGGAAACAACUUCCUGGAUUCGCUCCAGCGCCUUGAUGCCUCCACCCUAACAUGCACCACCACAAAGCGCUCAGGGUCUGGAUGUGAUGUCUGGCCCUUCGCCACCCCCC